GUCAAUUACCUGACUGUAUAAAAAGGUAUUUGCAUUCUGGGGAAAACAUUUAAAUCCGUUUUUUGUGGACAAGAAAAUGAGAAUUUGUUUUCCAUUGAGAUCAAAUAAUGGAAAACUAAUUGCGGGUAUUCUGAGUGUGUCAGAGUACGGACUGAUCUUAGUGUGCAGAGCUGGUGAUCUAGAUCGAUUUCUGGGGUACACGUCGCCUUGUCAAGGUACACCUACCUUGAAAUAUAUAUCGAUUAUCGAGGGAUCUGUUAUUGUUGGGAGAUUAGUACCCAUCAUUCAGGCACACUGUUAUCAGGAUAGACCAACAUUACGUGCAGUUCAGGUGGAUUUAUGGCAUCACAAACCUCUCGGGAUUCUGGAAUAGAAUCUGCGUCUGUGUGUCCCAGGUACCAAUCUGGAUCAACAGUCGAUCUUCUGUUUCCAUGUGCAUGACAUCGGGGAGAUUUUAAUCUGUAGAUUUAAUGCUAUCAAUAUAAGUUCGUGAGGACACUGGGGCAUCAGAUUUUUUUCUUCCAUCUCUGCAUUGUCCAUUCCCAAUGUUGUCGCUGAUGCAAGUGGCCGCCGCCUUACAAGGAGCGGGUUCACAACAGAAUUUAACCGAGGAGGCUGAAAUCGAAACCAACGGAGAAACAGAGAAGGACCUUCUCCCCCAGGAAUCGGAAACUCCGACGGAGGACAACAACAACGUUGAAACUACCAAGGACAAGAUAGUUGAGGAGGCUGACCAGGAGACUGCUGCGGAAGACUCUCAGUUCGGCGGAUGUAGUGUGUUUAUACGCGAUUCUGAGGACGAGGGUGAUUCUGUAGACGCUGUCCCUUACUACGAAGACAUCGGAAGUAAGACAGAAGACGACGGAAGUAAGACAGAAGACGACGGAAGUAGGACAGAAGACGACGGAAGUAAGACAGAAGACAACGGAAGUAAGACAGAAGACAACGGAAGUAAAACAGAGGACAACGGAAGUAAGACAGAAGACAACGGAAGUAAGACAGAAGACGAAAAGCGGACGGAAGACGUCGUACAACCCGAGGAGGAGGAUGUUGUGAAGCCAGCAGUGAGUGAUUCUGAAUCGGAUGGUGAGGAAGUGGUGGAAGAAUUUGUGGAAAUUAAUGUUGUGAAAGAAAAUGAGACUGUAGUACAAAAGGAGAGCGUUGAAAAAGACGAAACAGCAGAUGAGAAUAAAAAUGAGGAAGUAGAGGAAAGUGAUGUUUUAAACGCGCUAGACGAAAACGUCAGUACUGAGAUCAACGAAGACGAGAUGCCUGGCAGAGAGGACGAAGAGCUGUCGUCAUCGUUACAGAGGGCCACGUGCCGCUAUAGAUGGGCGAAAACUUUGCGCACAAAUUCCCAAGAUGUCGUCUUUUUCCCCUCGUAUAAAAUGGAGGAACCUAUUAAAUUAACUUGGAAUGAAUCCAGUGAAUGCUUUUUCUCGCCGGAGCUUGAGGUGACCACUGGGAUUUACAGGGGUAAUCUAGUCAUUGACGGCAACACGUACCCCAUAGAGGACGUCACCAUCAAACAUUACACGUUCGAGGCCGAUAUCUACGUUAGAGAAGCCAUUUUGAAGGAAGUGCAUCAGAAAUACCUUUCUGAAGAUGAAGUAAGCAAAAGUUUGAUCCCCGAGGAAGAUGAGGUGAGGGACAUAUGUCAGGAGCAGACAGGGGACACUUACCAGGAAAUUAACAGCGAACAGGAGACAAUGGAACGCAGUCAAGAAUCGCCUCUCAAUCUCUCCAGCAAGUUUGAGAAUCUGGUAAAGAAACAGAUUUCCCAGGAAUCCAAAGAUGAUGAAUCAAAUGCACGCAGCUCUGCCGGACGCAGGACACCGAUUGGUGAUGUUGCAUCAGAACCGUUCCAUGACGGUAGAGAAAAUGGAUUUGUGGAUGAUGUGGUAGAAAGGCCACAUUCGAGAUCAUCAGUGAAAAGUUCUGGUUCAGUGACACAUCCUAGCACACAAAAAACUGUAGAGGAAAUUAUUCGUGAAGUCAAUAGUGCUACAAACAGUGCUGAACUGUAUCGAAGUGAGGGUUGGAAAUCUCCUCUGAGGUCAGGGGAGAAUUCACUUAAUGGCUCAGUUCAUGUAGUUGUGGAGGAUGUGAUAGCAACACAAGACACUAAGUCUCCACUGGGAUCACCGUAUCACUCCUCACCAGGUUCCCUAAGACAGACCCCUGUUAGGGAGUCUUCUCAGAGGUCUGUAGAGGGUUCAUUACAAGGUUCCAACAGACAGACCCCAACAGCAGGCUUUAUAGAUGAUGUGCUAGGGCAGUCUACUCCCGUCAACAGGUCAGAACAAGGAUCUGCCAGACAUACCCCACAGCCGAUGUCUAACCAUUCCUCAUCAAGGAACACCCCUCAGCUGAUCAGUGAUAUCCUGCAGACUAGCGGGGAGAAAUUAUACUCCGCAGGGUCAAUAGCAUCUGAUGGGAGUAGACCAGAGAGUCUCACAAGUGAGCAGGAACUCAACCAGUACUUUGAGAAGGGUGGAAGUCAUCACGGAUCAGUGCAUGGGUCAGAGAGAUCUGGAUCAAUGAGGACCCCAGUGAUUCCCUCACCCAGCAUUAAAACGCCCGAGCGACCUCACAGCUCAUCCAGUCUGCCAGUCAUUACCACGCAACAGAGACUUCUAACGGAGAGAAGGAGCAUGACGCCAGACAAUCACAUCCGAGUUCCCGGGGAGACAUCGCCGGCCCUCAGGGGAGCUAACCCAGGGGCUAACAGGUCCAAUGUCUCAUCUCGAGCCAGCGAUCGAACACUGACACCAGGUGCACUGGAAAAUGGGUAUACUGAGGAUGCACAGACACAGAGAAUUAACGACCUUGAGGACAGCGUUAGAAACCUGAGGAAAUUGCUAGGUAGUCGAGAGGCUGAAGUUCACGACCUCACCAAUCAGCUGAAGCAGUUGAAAACGUUAAACCAACAGCUGACUGAGGAGUUGGAUUCUGCCAGAAUGAGGGAACAGCGGACUUCUCCAGCUUACAGCAAUGUUCAGGAGUUGGAGAGGCGGUACAACCAGGUCCUGAGUGAGAAGGAAAUCAUGGCUGGUGAGAUUGUCAAAUUAAGGGACCAGAUGGAGGAGCUGAGGAUCGGAAGGAAUGGUCGACCGGAUGGGGAGACCAGCGAGAUGUCACAGGGGAUCAGCUACAACCCCAACAACCCAUAUGCCCUGCAGAGGAAAAUAGCUGACUUGGAGAGUCAAGUCCAAGAUUUACAGGAAGCCAAUGAAACAGCUGUUGCCGAGCUCUCCAGCACAGAGAGGAAAGUGGAGGAACUACAGCGGGCCAAAGAAACCCUGAGGCUGGGUCAGGGGUCACAAAAUCUAGAUCUGCAGGAGGAAAACCAGAGACUUCAUGAUCAGAUAUCCAAAAUGUAUGAAAAAGGAUAUGGUGGUUCCAGCACAGAUUCGGAUCACAGAAUUCAGAUCGAGAUUCAACAGCUGAGAGAAGACAACAGAGCACUGAGAGAGAGAAAUUAUAAACUCCACGAGGAAAGUAUGCAGGUCAGAGAUGAACUAAUGAAACUUAAACAAGAGGGACUGAGAACGCUACCACCACGUGACGUGAGAAUGUCGCCACGAGACACAAGGACCAUGUCGCCGCGAGAUGCGAGGACCAUGUCGCCACGAGAUAUCAGAACCAUGUCACCACGAGAGGUCAGGACACCUCUACAUGCCAGGGGAUUCAGUCUAGAGAAGUCAGUAGAACUAGGAUCAGAGAGGAUUUCCAAAGAGAGGACAGUCCCAAGCAGGAUGUCAUUAGAACAAGAAGAUGCACGACUGCUCAGUAGCAUACACCGACAGACAGACCAUAAAUACAGCCGAACGGAGGGAGAGAUCCGCGGUAAAUACAGACCACCCGCAGACAGAAACAGUGAUAUUAAAGACAGUGAUACCAAAGAGGACAGCUACUUCGGCCGGAGUAUUCAAAAAGCGGAAACUAGGCUUAGGAGUAGUUUAGAAAGGGCAGAUGCUAAUUUUAGAAAAAUUGCAGAUGGAGAGGAUUCGAAGCCUAGAUUUGAUCGCUUUUCUAGGCUUAGUAGCAGUCUGGACAGACACACGGACAGACGGAAGUAUGAGAAUGAGGACAUGUCAAGAUCGGAGAGCUAUAGAAUGGGCCCUGAUGGGGGUAUAGAGGACCGUGAACCACUAUCAGCCACACUACCUCGUCAUGGUGUGUCUAGACAAACUGAAACAGAGUAUAACCAAUUAACCAGGGAAAGGUCAAGGACACCAGAUUUGGCAUCAUACAACACGGUUGCCAUAGAUACAGAGUGGCAUAAGUAUGACAGAGAAAGACGGCUACGGAAUGAGACUACUACAAGUAAAUCGUGUACGGAGCUUUCCAAACCUCUUUACAACACAGAACCAUCAUAUUUAGAGCAGGAGAGGAAUGCAUACCAACAGGACUACAAGUCCAAUGCAAAAGUCACAGAGAAAAAUCGAGAAUGGUCACGAUCAGAAGCAGAUCUUAGGCAUGCGCACUAUCCCUAUAGAGGGCGCUCCAGAACGCCUGACCCUGGGUUGUCACGGCGGCGGUCGCCCUCUCCUGGAUACAUGGAUCUUCCAUCAACAUCGUCCUAUCAGCGCACCAAUUUUCACUAUGACCACACCCCUCGACCUAGAUAUGACUGGGAUGGUAGGUUUGCAUGCUCUUAUUGCGGUCACCACUUUGGCCAUGGUAGUCAACGAGAGGAACCCCUCCCCCUUCACCCGACCUCGUCCCUGUCUGAACGCAGCAACAAAACCGACUACCUGACUGGCUCUUACCACAAACCCAGCAACCCUGCACUGUCCAUCUUUCAGCCAAGCCACCAAGACAAAGGUUAUGAUGUAAUGAGGAAGUCGGGUCUAAACCAGGACGGGGAGGAAAGUGACACUGGGACAGACAUCUUGGUCAACACCAAAUUCCAGGAGGUAUCGUCACGGCUCUCCCCCAUCAGCCCCGAGCCCAUUCACCGACGGUCCGGCAGUCACCAGUACGGUUACCGCAGGCGACGGGACUCUCUGGGGUCAGAGGGGUCAGUGUCGGAUGAGGAAAUGGAGAAACCUUAUUCUAAACAUCCUAGAUCCAAAUCUGCAGAUGGAAGGGAAUUAUUGAGGAGUUCCCUCUCCAUGGGUACGGAAAGGUCCAUGAUUUUAAUGACCCAACCCAUCGAUCGUACCGUGAACAAGAGAAAUCCUGCACCCCCUACCGCAAACCUCAGAACAAUCACCCCCGGCGUCCUAACUACUCAACACAACAGGAACAUGCUAGCGGCAUCAACAGGUUCUCUUGCAUCACUGACAACCGGGUUGAAGCCAUUUUCUCCCCGAUCCCCAGGUGACAUAAAUCUGGAGGAUGUUGUAAAAUUCUCAAGGGCAGGUGGAAAACUUAGUCAGGGAACCGUGAAGUUCGUGGGCCAUUUACCAGGUCGCAGUGAUGCAUACCUAGGGGUGGAGUUGGACAGAGAAGAUGGAAAGCAUGAUGGAAAAUUUGAAGGGAUGAGAUAUUUUAGAUGUAAACCAAAUAAGGGAGUGUUUGUAGCUUUCAACAAAGUAGUGAUGGCCUGGAGCAGAUGAACUCUACUGUUUGUAUGAGAUUUCCUUCCCUUUGCAGAGAUCCGUCUAAAGCUAAAGUCAUUAUGAAGUUAUUUUGAUGUAUGUUAGCUUUAAAGUAAAGCUCUUGCUAUUGAAUGUGUGUUCUUAACAAAAGAUACUGAUGCAGAUGUUGAGAAUGUAAUAAAGAGUUUUGUUUUAAUUUAAUUAUUCAUCAUUGCCAUACUUUAAAUUAUUUUAUUUUUGAAUCAUUGCCAUAUUUUCGAUUUACAUCUUAUAAAAUAUUUAUAUAAAAUUGUCAUUAAGUUUUUGUUGUUUGUAGAUAUGUUUUAACAUUUAUAUAUUUAUUACCAUUUUAAUUUGUUUUUUUUUUUAAAGAGAAUUUUGAAACCAUAUACGUACAUGUUUUCUUUCUUUAGUAUGUUCCAUUCAAGCUGUGAUGUAAUUUUUUUGUGGAUUUUACUUGUAUUUUAAAGUAAUUAAAUUUUCUUCUGGUAUGAAACAAAGAAAUAAUGGAGGAUCCUAUUGUCUCACUCUGCAGAGUCCUUCUGCAGAAUCUGUAUGUCUGUGUAGUUUGUUUCCGUGGCAAUUGUUAUUUUUUUGUUGUACAGUUUUAAAACGGUAAAAAUAAGUUUUAUUAAUGUUACUGAGUGCACAUGCACAAAAACAAGGGAUCAAGCUCAUUGCUCUUUCAAAUUAUUAAUAUUCCAUUCAAUCCAUUUCAUGUGCUCAUUAACAUAGUUACAUUAAUGAUACUGCUUCCGUCCAGUUAAAUUAGUUUUCAAAAAGAUGUACUGUUUUAGUGUGUAUCAAAGUGCUUUUUGUAGGUAUAUAAGAGCUGUGAUAUUGCGAUAAUAUAGAGUUUAAGGAAUUGUGCACAUGGUAAAUCAGUAUUGUCCGUCCAUAUAUAUAUAUAUAUAUAUUAAUUAUUUUUGUAGACCUAAUGAUUUAAUACAACCUGUUUUGAAUAAAUCUACAAAAUGUU
This is a messenger RNA of Ostrea edulis (European flat oyster), 6528 nucleotides long. RefSeq names its product microtubule-associated protein futsch-like. The coding region runs from base 546 to 5567 and encodes 1673 amino acids. The record is from RefSeq and is a predicted model, not a curated record. Lineage: Eukaryota; Metazoa; Mollusca; Bivalvia; Ostreida; Ostreidae. The transcript is spliced from 17 exons.